ACAGCUAGUGGAGAGAUCAGUGAUUAUAUAUCCCGCCUUGUCAUGGUGACGCAGAGCGAUAACGUGGUGACGUCACUAAACUUAGUGGAAAGUCGUUUCCUUACGUCGAAGACGUGUAAAAUAAUGAUACGUGAAGUGAAGAUCUUAAUGCAACUGAUGGAUAUACUUGUUUCGGUGUUUCAAUAUUUUUAUUUAAUCAGAAUGUUUUUAAAAGAUGAUUGCACAAAUUGCGCUAGAAAUGAGCAACGUAAACCAAGCUAUUUCCAAUUAUUUAUUUGAGAAAAAGACUGCAGACAUAAAUUUAGACUAAGUUCAUUAUCACGUGAUGCUCAACGAUUGGCAAACGUUUUAGCACAAUACGUUGAUAUGUACGUUUUGAGCGCGUGUACAAUACACCGUACGUUUUGUACACGCAUCUCCAUAAGCCCACUGCCAUUGACAUUGCAACACAUUCUGCCUGCCUGCUGUCAUCUUCUGUAUCUGUCCAGAUGGUCGAGAGUGCUUUAUCUCCGCCUUACGACGGGAGCGAAUUUCAGGAUCUGUUUCCUGAACUGACUGGGGUGGAACCAGACGAAAUGGUGGACAUUGAAUCGUUGGCUGAUCAUGCUGCAUCGUCUUUGCAACAACAGCCUGAUGACGUUGUAGAAAAUCAGUCAGUUAUGCUGAACGACAACGUUUCCAUUCAUUCACAAGAUAGUUAUUCAGACAGGGGUUCAGUUUACGAGUGUGAUGAUGUUUCAGAGGGGGAGGUGGAGGAACAUGAAGAUGCUGAUCAAUUGCUGAGAUACCUCAUCGCUCCAGUCAGGCAAACUCAAAGUAAGACGAAGCAGCUGAGACACCAAUCUUCCAAAUCCAAUGACUCUGAAAGAUUUUCUGCUAGUUCUCGGGAUCAGGGCUCGACCAUUCAUCAUAUUCAUACAGACUCCCCGCUGCCAUCAGCUGUGGUGACAACACGUAAAUACACUAGGAGUAGGAAGUCCAUGUCUAAGGCCCGAAGAAACGGGCCGAAACAAAUGCCAGCUUCUUCAACAACUUGCUUCACCGUUGUUGAUGAGAAAGGGUCAUGCCAAAGCAUCCAAGGCCCAAACAGAAAUGCUGUUAUGGCCAAGUUAAAUCGUGAGAGGAAGAAGCAGCUCAUGGUAGAACUUGAAGAAAAGGUUGGACUUCUCGAUACUGAAAAUGAUGCCCUUAAAAAGCAGAAUGGCCGCCUACGAAAAAAAGUUGAUAUUCUAAGCCGAGAACUUCAAUAUGUGAAAAAUGUUCUUGCAAACCAAAGCACGCUGUCCAGUCUUCUGAAAAAUAUUAAAGCAACAGGACUUGAGUUUCAUACUUCAAUGCCGUUGCAGUCCAACCCAAGCAGAGUUGCCAAAGGUAUUUCACGUGUGAAUCAGAAAAGAAAAAGGCAGUUUGAUCAUGACUAUUGUCUUGAGCAGAAUGAUGAUGAGUUCCAGCCUCCAAAAGUUGCCAGGUCUGGAAGUAAAGGGAAAAAAGUUGAUGGUGAAACUGAUGCUAAUGUGAAUCUUUCAAACUGUGAUGCAGUAGGAGGAGUUUGUCUUCAUGUUUUAGGCGAGAAUGUCUCACUCGAGUUCUGUUCAAAGUGCAGUGCGAAAGCAAACUUGGCUGGAAGCAGAUGUUGAGCCAUUCUCAAAGAAGCACGAUGAAUGAGACGAGAUCUCAGUCAAAGAAGCUGUUCAUCACUGAUCUUGGCCCUGGGAGUAAUCAGAUGAUCGUGAACUACAUGUAUUUCAUCGCAGAGCAGCAUGUUGAGUGACUGAGGAACAGUGUCAUUUUAUGAUUUGGGAAGCAUAUGGUCGGUUGUUUCUUACCUUUGAUUAAUGACGGUGAAAGUACAGUUGAAUUCAGUUUUUUUUUCUCCAUAAGCCAUAACUCAUAAGUUACUAGUAUUAAGUUAAUUCACAGACUUGUGCUCCGUAUCUUAAAAUCAUUUGACUCAAAAUACAAGAAAAACUCUUAACUACAUAUUGUAGUAUUGACAUGUAAUAAUUUAUAUUAUUAGAUAAUCGUAGGUUUAUUCAUUUCUUUCCUGUUUUGUAAAGAGAAGUCAAUUGCAACUUGUGAGUUUUACUAUAUGUUGCAUAUGGCUUCUCUAUUUUAGUAAUUUCUUGUAUACAAUCUUGUUGAAGAACACUCACUAAUCUUGCUUUCAGUUGGUCUCUUUUCUUCUGUCCUAUGCAGGUCAAUUGCUUAGAGAAUUCACCACAGGCACACCUACAUGUACACUGUCAAGGUCUCUGCUUUAGUGGAUGAUGUGGAUGUAUUCAACCUUUGUCUUCUCUUCAAAGACGGUGCCACAAAGACACACUAAGUUCAUAUGUGAUGAACUCAAAUGGUCGGUUAAGUCUUGUAUCUUAUAAGUGUGCAUGAAAAUGCGACUUGGUGUUGCAUGACCUUGUCUAAACAUUUUUUUCUUAUUUAGGCCUACUCUGCUCAUAUCAUUCAUGAAAAUAUGGUUAUUAGAUUUAUCUGUUUAAGAGCAGCUCUUUUGAAUUUGAAGCUAUUGAGAAAAUGGUAACAUGCCAAGUUGAAGUUAUUUGGAGAGGAACAAAACAAAAAACACCAGACCAAUAGGGAUAAGCCUCCAUGCAGUAGUUGGUACUCCUGACAUAAACUUACUGAUAUGACCUGGAAUCUACAAUGGAAAUGAGUUUUUACUUGUUCAGGAAAUGAUCAAAUUGAAUUCUACUUUCAUUUGAAGGUCUCCAAUUCUGUAUAUAAGCAAAUGAAAAUCAGCAUAGGACAUAUGCUUUACAAAGUUUACAGUCCUAAAGGGUUAAAGAUUUGAAAUGGCAGAAAAAGAAUUUGCUUCAAACUGAUAUCUGCAAUUUUCAGGAUAAAAAUAAAGAAUGAAUUGAUAUUCAAUUACAUUGUAUAUUCAGUUGCAUGUUUAUAUUAUUUAAAAUAAAAAGAUGGCAUAUGUCAAAAGUUGAUUUUCAUUUGUUUACUACCAAUUGUUAAAGACAAGGUACUCUCAGAAAUACUUGACUGCUUUAUCUUCUCUAGGUGCUGUAAUCCGGAUCACCUGCCACAAUUUACAGACUUCUGGUAAGGCAUUUAUUAACAAUUUCCCCGGCCCCUACAGCUGCUUUUUCCCCUCCUUUUUUUCAUCCCUCUGCAUUAUAGAGUUUUAACAAGUCAAUUCAUAGGUCAUAUGUGUUGAUAUUUUGUUCAAUUUUUGAACUAUUCAUCGUAUUUCUCCAUUGAUCAUGUUAAUUGAAAUUAGACAAAUCUUUGUUAGUCCAUGGUAUUUUUUUCCUUUUCAUGAAGUAUUUUAAGGGCUCAUCAUUUAGAUUGUGUACAGGCCUGAAACUAAUUUUUUUUUUGGUUCAUUCUUGGUGUAAGUUCUAUUGCGUAUUUCAAAUGUCAAAACUUCUUGAGUUUUUUUAUUAUUUUUUUACUACAUACAUGUAUAUAUGAAUAUAAUAUUGCUGGGCUACUGCCUGUUGAGUGUAAUUCUAUACCUGAAUCAUAGAUGUGUACACAAAAUUAAAAAGGGAAAUACAAGCAAGAUGUUAUUUAUUUUGUCACAAUUGAUACUUGUAAAUAUCAACGCUAAAUUUUCAUUUUGGUUGAGGUAAAACCUAAGGUAAUACUUUUUAAUUGAAUAUUUACAUGAAUGAGUGUAAAUUGAGCUUAUCAAGUAUAUUGGCAAAAAAUGACUGCAUACUGUGAAGAAUAAAAUAAUGAUAUUGUACAGUUGAAUUUUGUAUUCGCAAACUAUUUGGAAUGUUGUUUUGAAACAAUUCAGCAAAAAAAGUGAAUAAAAAAAAGAAAGAAAAAUAAGAGACAGUGUGUUGAUAUUGAAAAGCUUCAAUUGUAAAUAUACCUUGAGUUGUAUUGUAUUGACACAUUUUAUUUCUUGCGUUUUUUCCUCCCACUCGCUGUGUCCGGGAACCUGUGUUCUCUUGAUUUAACAACAAAAAGAUUUUGGUAAAUGAAAGCAAAAAUGAGAAACAAAUUCAUGAGUGCUUGCGCCUCCUUGCACCCUCCUGAGGUCAAGUACACAUGCUAGUAAACAGUAAGUAUAGAGGUGAGUAAAUGAUAAGAUAAAAUGGGAAUCGAUGCAUUUUAAUUCCUGUGUUCACCUCCACUAUGAUUUGUAAGAUCAGUCAAAAAAAAAGUUCAAAAUUAAACUUAAUAUUAUUAAGUUGUCUAUCUUCUUCCCCUUUGGUAAAGCCAGCUUUGAUAUAUUUUUUUGUACAGUUGGCAGAAUUGUUUUUCUAAAAAAACAGGUGUCUAUAUUUUACCCAUAAUAGAUUCAAUGUCCUGUCAGUAAUAUUUGAAUUAAUAUAUGUUUACAACUUUGUAAUGUCCAAAUCUGCAGAAUCUGUUACAAAAGGUAACGCACAUUGCUCUGAAUUAUUUUUGAAAAGUGUGCAGUCGUAAUUUUACAAUUUGUUACCAAAAUGCAAUAGAAUUUAAAGCAAUUCCUUUCCCUCCUGGCUUUAAUACCAAACAAUGGUCUAGCGUGAAUUAUGAAGGGAAAAUGUUACUGUUAAAAAAAAAUGAUGUCUACCUUAUCCUCGCAUCUGUUUUUAGUCCAUUUGAGAAUGAACUUAUUGGUGUACUUUUUUGUAUGAUUUUGGAAUGAAAGAAAAACUACAUCUUCAUCAUUUUUUUUUUUUAGUGUUCUUUUUCGUUAAGUUGGUAAAAUCACCACAAGAUAUAUUUGUUUUCUUUUUUUUCUUCUUUAAAUCUAAGAUGUGCAUUGCCUGCUCUAUAUUGAAUGUCCUUCAUUGAUGUUUGUUGGGAGGAUUAUGUACACUGUACAAAUGUGAAGAUUACAUAAGCCUUGAAUAAAAAGCUUGUGAUUCUGUAUGUAAAUAAAAAUGUUCUUUGAUCUUGUA
Molecule: messenger RNA, 4865 nt
Organism: Lytechinus pictus (painted urchin)
Lineage: Eukaryota; Metazoa; Echinodermata; Echinoidea; Temnopleuroida; Toxopneustidae
Exons: 2
Coding region: 489-1637 (382 amino acids)
Biological process (GO): regulation of DNA-templated transcription
Cellular component (GO): nucleus
Molecular function (GO): RNA polymerase II transcription regulatory region sequence-specific DNA binding; DNA-binding transcription factor activity, RNA polymerase II-specific
Source: RefSeq, a predicted model, not a curated record